Molecule: messenger RNA, 2871 nt
Organism: Megalops cyprinoides (Indo-Pacific tarpon)
Lineage: Eukaryota; Metazoa; Chordata; Actinopteri; Elopiformes; Megalopidae
Gene: ube2v1
Product: ubiquitin-conjugating enzyme E2 variant 1
Exons: 4
Coding region: 22-465 (147 amino acids)
Biological process (GO): DNA damage tolerance; protein K63-linked ubiquitination
Cellular component (GO): nucleus
Source: RefSeq, a predicted model, not a curated record
UUCCCGCUGCACAACGACAAGAUGGCGGCCGCCGCCGGAUCAGGCGUGAAAGUUCCCCGUAACUUCCGGCUGCUGGAGGAGCUGGAAGAAGGACUGAAGGGCGUGGGAGACGGAACGGUGAGCUGGGGGCUGGAGGACGAUGAGGACAUGACACUCACGCGCUGGAGGGGCAUGAUCAUUGGGCCCCCAAGGACAAUCUAUGAGAACAGGAUGUACAGUCUGAAGGUGGAAUGUGGACCGAGAUACCCAGAGACACCCCCGUUUGUCAGAUUUGUGACCAAGAUCAACUUGAAUGGCGUGCACAACUCCAAUGGCGUGGUGGAUACCCGGGCGGUGUCGGCCCUGGCCAAGUGGCAGAACUCCUACAGCAUCAGGGUAGUCCUGCAGGAGCUGCGGCGUCUCAUGAUGUGCAAGGAGAACAUGAAGCUGCCCCAGCCCCCCGAGGGACAGAUCUACAGCAACUGAUCUCCUGCUGCUGCUCCUCCUCCUUCUCCUCCUCUUCAUUUGAGUGCAUCCUCCCUUCACUCCGCUCCAAACGCCUUCCUCCCACUCACACGCACACACACACACUCACACACACACACACGCAGGCAUGCACACACACGCGUGCGUGCACGCGCACACACACACCAAACGCACACGCACACGCACACAGGCAGCAGUCUCCUCCUCAGAGUGUAUUCGAGACUCUCCGAAAACCCUUUUCCCGCCCCCCCUGUACUCCCCUCCUCCCUCCCCCACCUCCGGCUGAAACCCCCUGACUGCUGCUUCUCCCCGGAUGGACAGAAAGACAGAUGAAUGGAAGGACUCUGCAGCACAGACCUGACCAUUACAAUACUGUACAUCUUACUAAUCUUUUUUUAUUAUUAUUUGUUAUAAAUGCAGACUGUAAAAUAACAUAAAUAAUCUUAUUGAGUGUACCGACCGCUGUGUCUCCUGCGUUCUUCAGCCGAGGGUAACAGAUCUCUAGCUGUAAAGGCGAUGUGUCAGAAGAAGCCCAACUCGCUUUGUCUGUGAAGGAGUCAGUUAUAUAUGAAUCUAAUGUGGAUAAAGUCAUUCUGCAGUUUGUUCUCCUUAAAUCUGAUCCAUUUCUUUUUUUUGUUUCGUAAAUUGCAUGCAGAUGACAAGAACUGUGUAGCUGCCACACAUCCAGGUCAGAUGGAAUUAUUUAACUUGUUUACGGUACAUUUGAUGGGGCUACUCAUGGUCUACAGUAAUUAGGCAGUUUCAUCCUUUUCCAUACAUGCUCUGUCCUGUGUGCCAUAUGGUCUUAUGCUCUUUGUGUGAUAACAUCAGAAAUAAUUAUAGUAAAAGCCUAAUUUGUUUUUCUUUCAACCAACCAGGUUAAUGAAUCACCUGUGUGCUGUGGACCCCUCCAGGUUCACCUGUCUGCUUUGGCCUCUUUGUACUCCACAGUGGCAGGCAUUGCAGUACAGGAAGUAAUUCAAGAGGUCAAGAAAGUUACUGUUGACUUUAUGCUUUAAUGACGGUCAGUCUGUCCUGAAAGGGUCAUUGAUCCGAAACUGCCCUCUCCCACCAUUAGGUGGAGCAGAGGUUGUGAUCAACCCUUAUGUGUUUGUGUGUCUGAACAAAACUGAACGCUGUGGGCCGAUGAACUUUGUGAAAUGGUUCACCUUGUGAAAAGGAAGAUGUUAGAGUUUAGGCCUGCGGUGACCAGUGCCCUAGUAGGUAUGCACUCUACUGUAUGCCACUCUAGUUCUGCUGUCUUUGUUCAUUUUUUUUCUCCAGAAUCCCAUCAGAACUGAUUCUUUAGAAUGUAUUUCUACACCCAAAAUUGAAAGUGGAGUCCAUAUGCAGGUUGAAAAUAAGGCCGCUGCCCAGAAUAUCAGUUUUGCUGUAAAAAUAAGUUGAUAAAAAUGAGAUAAUGGUUUUUCUCGCCUUCAUUCAGGCAACUGCAGACUAAAAGUCCUGACACACUACAGCGGUGUGAUUGUGUGUCUUUCGUAUUGGAUCCAAUAUCCAACAUUAUUUAUUUAUGAAAUUAUGAAAUCAUUCUGCCAUUUUUGUUCUCCUCUGUGUUCUGUGUGUAGGGGGGCAGGCGCGAAAGGUGCAAGGCGCCCCACUGUCAUUGUUCAGAUUUAUUUUUUCUUCUUCCACUUUUAAAAAUAAGGUAUGAAACUACAUUGAAAAGUCACAGAGGCUGACAUUUUCAUAUCGGGUGAAGGCCCAAUAUGUUGCCAUAGGUCAUAACACUGUGGGUGUCAGCAAAAUGUGGUCAUCAGAAAACAAUUUUCAGGAAAUAAACCAUAAGGUGUUGAGCCCUGGAACUUUGCAUGUGUGCCUCUAGCCAUAACUUAGUUUCCCAUCUACAUUAGCUGGUUCCACUGUAUGUUUUUUGUGCCAUUUUGAAAAAAAAUUACUGUGUUAGCCAAAAUGUCUCAAACACCUUUAUUUGCACAAAAUUUGGCAUACGUACAUAUUUUUUCUCCUACCCCAGUCCAAAACUGGGCUGCUUUAAGCAGUUCUGGCAGUGGCGGGAUUUAUUUUGUCUGGUAUAUGGUGAGGGUUUGCACUUGUGUGUCAGCCAUGUGUGGUCGUAUGUUUGAUGGAGUGCAAACUCUGCCCACCAAGAGAAGGUUGGCAUGCAAAAAUGGCACACCCAAUGAUGGAUGCAAAAUGCAGACCAUAUGCCAUUUAAGUGAACCUUUCCUCCUUCACGUGUGACCUCUGGAAGUUCUGUGAAAUGAACAGCAAAGGCAUGUUUGAGCAUCAUCAAAAGGCUCAAAAUGAGCCAGUGCAUUCAAAAUGUUCAUGAUUUUGAUUUUUGUAUGUUACUGAAGUUGCCAUGUGGAUUGCAUACCCCUGGAUAAUGUGGUUUUGGUUAAGUGAUUUAAUAAAUGUAGGAAACAA